UCCCAUCGUUAGGCGAACAGCUGUUAAGCCCGAUUAACGAUUGGCCCAAACUGCUUUCGGAAAUAAAAUUGCGAACUUUUUUUGAAGCGAGUCUGCAAUGUCGGCGUUUCUGAAAACCGUUUGCCUGGCUCAAAAGCUAUGCGCUGCCAAUCCUGCCGUGACUCGCCAGGCCCUCCGGAGCAUGGCCGGCUGGAACAAGGACUUCAAGCCAGGUCCUUAUCCACAAACAGAGAAGGAACGCUUGGCUGCGGCUAAGAAGUACUACCUUCUGCCGGAGGAGUACAGACCAUAUGCGGACGAUGGUUUGGGUCAUGGAGAUUAUCCCAAAGUGGGUGGCGGUCUCGGCGUGGAGGCCAAGGAUACCUACUAUCCCUGGGAUUAUCCGGAGCACAAGCGUAAUCUUCACGAGCCCAUCUCAGCUGAUCACGAUCUGUACAGCGAGGACCGUUGGUCGCAGGCCGAACAGCCACGAUACAAGAACUCGUACUACUUUGUCUGCUUCUUAGGCGUUAUGUCCGGCUGUCUGGCCCUCUAUUACUGGCUGGAGGACAAGAAGAUGUACCGCCCAGUGGCCGCCAAGCAAUAUCCCGGCGAUGGUGUUAAGCACUACACUUUUGAGAAGUAGAUAGCACACUCCUCUCGAUCGCUCGGCGGGCCUCGUUUUUAUUUCAUAGGCAAUUUAUCAAAGCAUCUGUACAAUUAAAAUGAAAAGAAACCCA
This is a messenger RNA of Drosophila eugracilis, 719 nucleotides long. It is a transcript of the gene ND-ASHI, whose product is annotated as NADH dehydrogenase [ubiquinone] 1 beta subcomplex subunit 8, mitochondrial. Gene Ontology annotation, cellular component: mitochondrion. The record is from RefSeq and is a predicted model, not a curated record. The coding region runs from base 98 to 625 and encodes 175 amino acids. Lineage: Eukaryota; Metazoa; Arthropoda; Insecta; Diptera; Drosophilidae. The transcript is spliced from 3 exons.